AUGGCAAUGGCAGCAAGCACAAGCACAGUGUUAGUUCCUCCUCUCCCUCGGCUACUGACCACCACCACUCGCUGCUCCGCUUUGCCUUAUCUCCCUCCUCCUCGCCUCUCCACCACCACUCUCUCUUCUUCCCCUUUCCCAAAACAGUUUUCAGAGUCGCGGAAAUUUUCCCUGCAUCAGACUAGAGCUUCUUCUUCUGAUGAUACAUCCACUUCUCUCGAUACCAAUGAGUUGUUUACUGAUUUGAAAGAGAAGUGGGAUGGUCUUGAAAACAAGUCCACAGUGCUUCUGUAUGGUGGUGGUGGUUUAGUUGCUGUUUGGUUAUCCUCAAUUCUUGUAGGUGCCAUCAACUCAGUCCCUUUGCUUCCAAAGGUUAUGGAGUUGGUAGGACUAGGGUACACUGGAUGGUUUGUCUACCGGUACCUUCUGUUUAAGUCUAGCAGAAAGGAACUAGCUACGGAUAUUGAGGCACUGAAAAAGAAAAUUGCUGGAACGGAAUAG
Messenger RNA from Lathyrus sativus (Indian pea), 501 nucleotides. The record is from the annotation of a GenBank genome assembly. Lineage: Eukaryota; Viridiplantae; Streptophyta; Magnoliopsida; Fabales; Fabaceae.